Molecule: messenger RNA, 817 nt
Organism: Musca domestica (house fly)
Lineage: Eukaryota; Metazoa; Arthropoda; Insecta; Diptera; Muscidae
Gene: Fdx2
Product: adrenodoxin-like protein 2, mitochondrial
Exons: 2
Coding region: 136-597 (153 amino acids)
Biological process (GO): positive regulation of oxidoreductase activity; P450-containing electron transport chain
Cellular component (GO): mitochondrion
Molecular function (GO): 2 iron, 2 sulfur cluster binding
Source: RefSeq, a predicted model, not a curated record
CAUUUGACAGCUUAAUUGUAGAAUGGGACAAGCAAGCUAGUUGGAAAACCUCAUCAUUGUCGUGUGAAAGUACCUGUAUUAUUAGGUAAUAGUAUUCCCUCAGCCCAAAUAUUCCCUUAACACAACAAUACAACGAUGGCGUUCAGAAAUGUUUUAAGUUGUACAAGUAAUCUGCUUCGUCGUCAAAUGAUAACAACCUCUAAAUCGCAACUAAAACAAACACGGAGAUUUACACUGGGAGUUUCUUUGAGCCAAGAAGUAAAGGUGACAUUUAUCAGGGCAAAUGGUGAGAGAAUAGAAACUAAAGGCAAAGUGGGCGAUUCUCUUUUGGAUGUCGUAGUAAACAAUGAAAUUGAUCUGGACGGUUUUGGGGCCUGCGAGGGCACUCUUACUUGCUCCACUUGCCAUUUGAUAUUCAAACCAGAUGAUUACAAUAAAUUGCCAGAAAAACCCAGUGACGAAGAAUUAGACAUGUUAGAUUUAGCCUACGAUUUAACAGACACAUCACGUUUGGGAUGUCAAAUAACUUUAUCCAAAGAUAUGGAUGGACUGGAAGUCCAUGUCCCAGCCACAAUCAACGAUGCUAGAGCGGCGUAACUGCUGGCUUUAAAGCUUAAGCUUCAGACAGUGCUUGUGGACAACUACUUCCCUUCUAAUCUAAUGCCAGUUGUGUAGAAAAUUACAUUGUAAAACACUAAAAUAGGAAAUUAAACAAAUAAUGAUUUAGUAUCAAUGGUAUUUUAUGUAAUUUUAAAGUUGUUGCAAUAGAAACUAUUUUUUAUAAAAAUAUACAGUAAAUAUUCUAUAUAUUAAUGAA